Messenger RNA from Necator americanus (New World hookworm), 1161 nucleotides. RefSeq lists its product as uncharacterized. NCBI's taxonomy places the organism in Eukaryota, Metazoa, Nematoda, Chromadorea, Rhabditida, Ancylostomatidae. The transcript has 6 exons. Bases 1 to 1161 code for a protein of 386 amino acids. The record is from RefSeq and is a predicted model, not a curated record.
AUGUCAUUGUCGGAACGACGCAAAUGCGAAGAUGACCUUGCUGAAUCGCCGUCAGCUCCUGAACUCGAGCACGUUCAUAGGCCGACAUAUACAGUUAACGAGGAACCACCGGCCGAGUCGGAAGUUCUGGCCUGUAUCCAAAAGAUCCAAAAGAUGAAAAAUGGAAAAUAUGAUGGAGACGACGGGAGUAGCGCAGAAAUGCUGAAAUAUCUUCCUCCGUCUGGGAUUCGUGAAAUGACAAAGAUCAUCCGUUCAAUAUGGAUAGACGAAAGGAUACCUGACUCGUGGAGACAUGAUAUCAUAAUUCCUCUCCAAAAGAAGUUAUCAGUCACGGACCAGCGCUGUCUUCACAACGCGGAACGCGUCGAUAUAGUACCAGGGAAGUUCGUUUGCUUGCUUGAUGACAUGAAUCAACAAACAACUGCUGCAGGUCGAAUAUAUAUACAACAUAUACAACACCAGGAUAUACAACACCAUUCGAAGUGGUACUUGGGUAGACAAAAGGCAGUAGCAGGGCCCUUCCUGUUCUACUUCGUUAUCGACGACAACAUGCGAAGAACAGUCGAUGAGUGUCCUGCCGACAUCGUCUUAGCACCAUCAAGGUGCCCCUUGACUUAUCUCGAGUACGCGGACGAUGUAGUUAUAUUCGCGGAUAGCACUACGAAUCUUCAACAUGUUGUCAAACUUGUAUCGAAGCUGGCUGCAGCCUAUGGACUACGUCUACGCCCUGAUAAAUGCAAGCAGAUGUGGAUCUCUUCGAGACCUCGAACGAGAGUUAGGGUGGUCGGACAACCGAUAGAACUCGUCGAUGAGUUCUGUUACCUGGGCUGUAUGCUGAAGAACAACGGCAGCUACGAGAGAGAUGUUCAGCAAAGAUGCGCUAAGGCCACUUCUGCAUUUAACUCUUUAACGAAAUGUCUGUUGUCGACCCCUAUCACCAACGGCGUAAAGCUAAGAAAGUUGAUGGGAGGAGGUGGCACCGUGAUGCCAGCGAAUAAACCGAAAAGGUUUGAAGCUCAUCAUCCGCAGGUGAGCGAAGCGAACGCCACAGAUAGUCUGGAAGUCUGGCAUUUUAGUAAGCAAUGUCAAAGAAAGCUAACAAAGACGCAUAUCGACAGAAGUGUUGAGCGUACUGUUGGAGCAAAACGUGUUGUAACAUGA